Messenger RNA from Papilio xuthus (Asian swallowtail), 3370 nucleotides. RefSeq names its product juvenile hormone resistence protein II (gene BmMET2). NCBI's taxonomy places the organism in Eukaryota, Metazoa, Arthropoda, Insecta, Lepidoptera, Papilionidae. Gene Ontology annotation, molecular function: protein dimerization activity; DNA-binding transcription factor activity. Bases 29 to 3259 code for a protein of 1076 amino acids. The transcript is spliced from 10 exons. Gene Ontology annotation, biological process: regulation of DNA-templated transcription. Gene Ontology annotation, cellular component: cytoplasm; nucleus; transcription regulator complex. The record is from RefSeq and is a predicted model, not a curated record.
CCGCCGUCGCUCAUGAAGUGCGCACAUUAUGGACUGGCCGAUAGUGAAAAAGUGGCCACCAGUACCUCAAGACAAAUGCUACGGUUCCUGUGAAGUGCACAAGGAUCGACCGGCGCCCAAACCGCCCGAUUCAGACGGAGCUGCGCAAACGGAGCCCUUUCUAAGUCAGAGUCUGAGGCCCGAUUCAGUUGGACCUGCGCAGGCGCAGCCUUAUCCAGAUCAGAGUUUAAUAAGUCACAGUUUACCCUAUCCGAUUUAUUCGCAAUCUGCAAUGGAGCCAACGCUACCCCCAGAUGUUCCAACCCUCAAAGGGGAAUCGCCGAGAGACUUGCGGAACAAAGCUGAAAAACAGCGUCGAGACAAGAUGAAUAAAGCUAUUAAGGAACUAAGCAAAAUCGUACCACCUGUCCAGGCUAUGACACGGAAAGUUGACAAGACAAGCGUUCUCAGACUCACGGCGCACUACUUGAGAUCACAUCAACAUGUGUUUGGCGACUCUUUACACACACCGAAUCAGUUUGGAGCAUCAUCAGUGGAGGCUUUGAUGUCUAUACUAAAUGGAUUUAUUUUAACUACAACGUAUAAGGGGUUAGUGGUGGUUAUUUCUCCAAAUGUCGAACAAUAUCUUGGAUACACUGAGUUGGAUCUAAUUGGUCAUAAUAUUAUAAAUAUCAUUCAUGAAGAGGAUCAACAGAAGAUGUUAGGCCAGUUGCUUCCAAAGAGUUUCCUCUUAGGGCCCAAUGACGAAAUACUUUUCCCUGAAGAUCCAGAGUCCAAAGAAAGAGUCACAGAGGCACUAAGAAAUGAAAGGAGAUAUUUCAACAUCAGGUUCAAAAAAAAUGGUCAACGAAGUGAAAAGCACAAAUACCUCAGCUGUAACAUUGAAGGUUCCUUCAGGAAAUCAGACAGAGCUGAUAUAAGUAACAAUCGACAUACUCAAAUGGUACGACGUCUUCGAGCAAGGGGUCGGAACUGGUGCUCAAGCGGAAACGACGUGGUGUUUAUUGGCGUUGUGAGACCUUAUAUUGAGACGUUUGUCACUGAGAGUAAACUCAAUUCAUGCCUCAUGGAGUAUCGCACGCGACAUUCUAUCGACGGUGAAAUCAUAAACUGUGACUCAAGAAUCUCCGUGGCUACAGGCUACAUGGCAAGCGAAGUUAGGGGUGUUAAUGCAAUGAACUUCAUGCAUCGGGACGACGUCCGAUGGGUCAUAGUAGCGUUGAGAGAAAUGUACGACCACCAUCGUUUGUCGGGAGAAUCCUGUUACCGUUUGAUGACAAAAUGUGGGAGCUUCGUGUAUAUGCGUACUCAAGGAUUUUUGGAGGUCGAUAAAGAUACAGGAUCGGUAACUAGUUUUGUUUGCAUCAACAAAGUUGUAGAUAGAGAAGAAGGCAAACUACUCAACAUGGCAAUGAAAAAGAAAUUCAUGAUGUUAGUGAACAACACUGAUGAAACACCACCAGAGGAUAAUGAUGAUGAAGAGGUUAACGACAGGCAAGGUUUACGAGUCGAAGAUCCACAACAGUUGCAGAAAGUUAUCCUUCACUUGGUAACCAAUUUACCAUCUCCCUGUCGUACUACUCCAUCGAAUUCGCCAUCCGAAGAAGAGCGAUCACCCUAUCGGCUAUCUAUAAUUCCUCCUAAAAAAGAGAGGAUAGUUAACGCUAUAGAUAAAAUAUACAACGUAAUACAUUGUUUUAAAUAUAUUCCUAGCUCUUUAAGAUAUACGAAAGAAAAUUUACCCAACAGUUUACAGCGCGAAGAAAACGAAUCCGACACUAUGGCGUCUAAUCCUGAUAAACCCGAUAAACCUGAUAAACCUGGUAAAGCUAAAAAGUCCAAGAAAUCCAAAAAAUCCAACCCAGACAGACAUCCAACAGAUCCCGAUUCAUCAACAACAAAUAUUAGCCAACCUGAAACAGAUACUAACACCCAGCCCGUUAAUAUAGACCCAUUUAUUUUUUCCCCUGAUAUAUAUCCUGGAACGUCAACGGAAAUAACGCCUCAAGCCGGACCAUCAGGCUUACAGAGACCGAUCGACCCCUUUGUACUACGACGACUUUACAUGACUGAACUGGAAUACAAUGCUGAGGAUCAUAACCAAGUUGCGAGUACUAUUGAAGAUAGUACCAAAACUUACGCGGUUAUGAUCCCAGCGAUUGUAUCCGGUAAGUUUGGUGAGCGUCGUAGUACUACUUCUUUUGAUUCUAAUCGUUAUAUACAACCCUUAUGUCCAACGCCAGAUGUCGAUGUACGUCAACCGGAGCCAACCACCAAUCCGGUUCAAUAUCGCUCAUUCCAGGAGCCUUCGUCGAGUAAUAUGAGGCAGUUAGAAAAUCCAGCCCCAGACCAUCGGGAGAGUCAUGCGCAAGCGUCAGGGUCGUUUCUUCCUUAUCAAGUGCCCGGAUACGGCAUCAAUUAUCCAUGUGGUUCAAGUGCUUAUCAUCCACAUAGUGGUGCCUUUUACCCUGAUCUAAUACCUAUUUAUCAACCACCAUGGCACUAUGGUACUUAUGGAUCAAGGUAUAUUAGCGAGAAUUUGCCAUCACAAGCAAUUCAAACGGUUCAGCCUGGUCCUUCGAGACCACCACCUAUACCGUAUUAUCCUAUACCAUAUCCAUAUGAUCCCUCAAGGCAAUACGGUUACCCAACAUAUGUGCCGGAAUAUUGCAACAUAUAUCAGCAAUAUCAACCCCAAGCUGAAGUUAAAAGGCAUUACCAUACCACUGAAACUGAAGUAGUUCCAAGUAAACGUCAACACGUCGACAGAACCGCAACUAGUACACAAUCAAUGUACUUACAAGAAAGCAGACAGGAAUCCAUGACCACGACCCAAGAGGACCUACUUUCAUUUCUUGAAGAUUUUACUUUACCUGUUCACCAGUCACAAGUCGAAGAGAGUGAUGUUUUAGAUGACUUCGUUAAUAGGAAUUUGCACCUUAAUAUGCCUCAUGACCGUGCAUGGGAAGAACAAGAACUAGGACUAAUUUUGGCAUUAUUGGAGGAAAAUUCUCCUGAAGUACCAAUAGAUCCGGAAUUUGAUUUGCCAGAGGUAGAUAUCGUCCACGAAAUAAGUUCUACAAUGCCUUUGACUUCACAUGAGGGUGCAGGAUCAAGUGAUGCACAAGCUGGUCUCCAAUAUGAAACCGAAGAACCAAAUCUCGACUUCUUAAUGAACCUUACAGAUGUAGAAGAAACUGUCCAUUAUUUGUCGAGAAAAGUAGAAAUAAUUAAAGCGAUAGAAACAUUAAAAAAGUAGAAACAGUUAUGUACUUUACAUAAGUGUAUUCAAGUAAAUGUUCUUUGGCUUUAAUAAAUUCAACUUCUUGUAUUCCAAAGGACAAUUUUGAAACUGAUUUUUUUCUAAAUU